CGCGUCCUCGUCCACUCAUCCCUGCCCGCACGCGUCUCCAGGAACACGAUAAUUGCGCGUCACCAAGAUUCCCGCAUAUGGUCUAUGGGCGAGAGAGUUCUCGCUCAUCACAGAUACCACUUUUACUCGUCGCCCUUAGUUAAUGAUAAAUUGUGGUAAACUUAUGAACAGAGCGUUGCAACUACAACACACCAAGUCAAUAUAAGGUUCUCCAUUCCAUAACUUUGGUCUGGAUCGUGCUCAGCGCCGGACCAUUUGCAUCUUGGUACGGAAUAUCGCGGGUGCGCUGCUUCAGCCAUGCCAAAAAGGCCCCGACCGGUGCCAGAUCAGGCUCCAGUCCCAAGAAAGAGCCUUCGCAUUUCAAGAGCAGUCGGACGCGGUGAGAGCAACUUGGUCGAGGCAACCCCUUUCAGCGGGAUUCAUUCCGGUGCAUCUUCGGUAUCUCCGAUUCAUGUAGCAAAGACAGAACUACAUCCCAAAAAUGAGGCGACCACCGCUGAUACAGCAAGUCUCGAGAGUCAGCAAGGUUUCAAGGCAUCGGAGAUAUUAGCCGGCGGUUUUGACCAGCUUCUCAAAGACUACCCAAACACCGUUCCCAAGGAACUCCGGCCGUUGGAUAAACGACGCUUAGAGGAACUCCCUGCUAUCUUGAAGAGCCGUGGAGAUCAAUUCCCGAACCCAUACCUCGAAAAAGACGAACUCGUGGAACUAGUCGAGUGGAAAUUGAAACAUGGAAAAUUUCGUCCAACGUUGCUGGCGUUGGUCAAAUCAAACGACUCCGAACGAGUGAAGGAGGUGACCUCUGAUGCCUUUUCCAUUCUUGUUACGAAAAAACGUGGUCCUCAGGAAGUCCGGGAGGCCAUGAAACGGCUUUGCGAUCUCAAAGGCAUUGGGCCAGCCACGGCCUCACUGAUGCUUUCUACAUUUGAUGAAGACAAUUUGCCAUUCUUCUCUGAUGAGCUCUUCCUGUGGUUACAUUGGGAUGAACCUGUCAACGCAGGCACGGCGCCCAAGGGGAAUGGAACGGGAUGGAAGCGGAAUAUUAGGUACACGGCGAAGGAGUAUGAGUCCCUCAUUGACAAACUUGUGCAAGUAAAGGAACGCCUGAAAACAUCCCACAAUAGAGAUUCAACAGCACUUGAGUGGGAAAAGGUUGCAUGGGCACUUGGGAAACAGCAGAUGCUUGGCUGAAGUGAUAAUGCAUAAUAGGACAAGUCGGUUAGAACAAUGUAGGAGACUUAUCUUCGCAGGUUUCAAGAGAGGACGCAAAACAAGGCAUGAUCGACAGAUGCAUUCAUGCAGAAAGGGAUUUCAGGAUAGUGUGAGAUCCAGGUCCACAAUGCAAGUAAUGAAACAAGAUCCUAGAUGCUGGUGAAAGAAGAGAGUGGUAUAGCCAUGCGGGAUGAUGAGGCAUCGGAUGAUGGCAAUGCAAGACUCUAGGAGCAACUGGGACAUUCUUGAACAGGUCUCAGAUAGCAUAAGCCUAGUGUAGCCUGUGUUGACUGAAACACGGAAUAAGGAAUUGUUUGGAAAUAUGGAUUGCAAUAAAGGAAUGGCAAUGGUUG
Molecule: messenger RNA, 1565 nt
Organism: Eremomyces bilateralis CBS 781.70
Lineage: Eukaryota; Fungi; Ascomycota; Dothideomycetes; Eremomycetales; Eremomycetaceae
Exons: 3
Coding region: 298-1191 (297 amino acids)
Source: RefSeq, a predicted model, not a curated record